ACUUGCCUAUAAAUGCGUCUCCCUGCAUAAUCUGUUUCUGCACAAUUUGUCUACAUAGCACAUUCCAAGAAGUCUACAGAUACCUGAGAAAAUAAUGGCGAAGAUUGUGUACUUGACGAUGGUUUUUGCCACAUUUUUGGCGGCUUUUCUGAUGGUGGAGCAAGGGGAGGCUUUUACCUGCGGAACAACAUUACAAGAACGUACAAAGCAACUUUGUGAUCCAUUUCACAGGGGCGAACAGCAGGAUCCAUCUGCUGAGUGUUGCAACUCUUUAAAAGCAUUCCGUGAUACGGCCAAGACUAGAGAAGAGAGGAUUGAGUUGUGUCGUUGCGUGCAGGAUCGUUCUAAUAGAAACAGAGCUGGUGUUCCUGCUCCAGAUGCUCGUAUUCCUAAAAUAGACGCUCUUCCUGCAAAAUGCGGACUUCCAUUUAUAUACUCUGCAGAUCGUAAAUUCGACUGUAACACCGUAAACUAAGCUUACCUCCGGUGCAUGAAGAAGUAGUUGGAGGAAAAAUCGAUAUAUAUAAUAACACUGAGGCCAUAUAUGUGCCUUAAG
This is a messenger RNA of Daucus carota subsp. sativus, 556 nucleotides long. Its product is annotated as non-specific lipid-transfer protein Cw18-like. Gene Ontology annotation, biological process: lipid transport. Gene Ontology annotation, molecular function: lipid binding. Bases 95 to 475 code for a protein of 126 amino acids. The transcript has 2 exons. Gene Ontology annotation, cellular component: membrane. The record is from RefSeq and is a predicted model, not a curated record. Lineage: Eukaryota; Viridiplantae; Streptophyta; Magnoliopsida; Apiales; Apiaceae.